This is a messenger RNA of Necator americanus (New World hookworm), 549 nucleotides long. RefSeq lists its product as uncharacterized. Gene Ontology annotation, molecular function: nucleic acid binding; zinc ion binding. Lineage: Eukaryota; Metazoa; Nematoda; Chromadorea; Rhabditida; Ancylostomatidae. The transcript has 3 exons. Bases 1 to 549 code for a protein of 182 amino acids. The record is from RefSeq and is a predicted model, not a curated record.
AUGGCAGGGCCCUUCCUGUUCAGUUUCCCCUUCGAAUCAGGACGCCCCUUGACCGAUCUCGAGUACGCUGAAGAUGUUGUUAUAUUCGAGGAAAGCAGUACGAAACUUGUAAAGUUAUGUCCGGAUGUUCGCUACUACGUCAAGCUGAACAACCCCUUGAUGUUUAAGCAAGCGGUAGUGAAGACCCAAAUGGUCGACCAGCUGUUGGUCAAGGCUACAGCUGAUCGUUUGAUCAACCCACCGUGCGCAGCACGUGCGAUAGAGGUGAUGGCAGUGACGGCCGAGCCGUUACAGACCGAUUAUGGAGAAUGCAGCAUAGCCAGCUGUUACAAUUGUGGAGGAAUUGGUCGUCUUGCUCGAAAAUGCCCGUCGUUCAGAGUCCCGUCACCGGAUGCAGUCAACGUUGUGCACCCUGAUUCUGAUUCUCUUUUGUUGCUGUUGCUAGCGUACGUUCUAACCGCGAUCCGGCUGAAUUCCAGUAUGGCUUCUUCUGGAAGCCCCCGCAGCCGCGGCCUGUUCCGCGACGUGGCGGGACACAUGAACACAUGA